Molecule: messenger RNA, 1110 nt
Organism: Salvia miltiorrhiza (redroot sage)
Lineage: Eukaryota; Viridiplantae; Streptophyta; Magnoliopsida; Lamiales; Lamiaceae
Product: putative F-box protein At3g10240
Exons: 1
Coding region: 1-1110 (369 amino acids)
Molecular function (GO): protein binding
Source: RefSeq, a predicted model, not a curated record
AUGGAGCCAGAUUUGUUCAAAUAUGUACCAUCUGAAAUCAUGAGCAAUAUCUUCUCAAGGCUCCAUUCCGAAGCAGUUGCAAUAAGCAAGUGCGUUUGCAAAGCAUGGCUCCAUCUCCUCGAGACUGAUUAUUUCGUCAACUCCUAUCUCUGUAAACCCUCCCUAGCCGUCUUGGCACGCGACUCAACCCGGUUAACAGUUUUCAAUCUCAAAGACGAAGACGAAGACGAAGACGGAGUCGAUCACGAUCACGAUCGUCACUACAUUCCAGUCGCAGAUUUCGAUAUCCCUCAGCGAGGAGCAAAAGUGAAAGGUACCUCUGCUAACGGCCUGCUCCUUGUAUUCUCCAAGCCCAAAUCUCUCUGCAUAUGCAAUCCGCUCACUCGCGACUACGUCGAGCUUUGCUGCCCUCAACAAUCCAUCCGUGCGUCGGAGUUGCUUUGUGGGUUUGGAGUGAGCAAAAUAAGUGGGCGGCAUAAGGUGGUGUGUAUGACUCGUUCUGAAUCCCAUUGCCACGUGUACACCCUCGGAGCAACACAGACAUGGAGGACCGUCGCCAAGCCUUCUGGCGUGUUUUGCGACUACGCAUACGGCGUGAGCUUUGGCCAACUUGUGAAGGGCAAUCUCCAUUGGAAGUUAUGGGGUGAGGCUAUUUGUUGUUUCGAUGUUGAAACAGAGUGUUUCAGCCGCUUCUCCACUCCUCCUCGAGGUGGAAAUGCGGACUUGUCCGUUUUGCAGGGCUGCCUGUGUGCUUGUCGCCUCGCAUGGGAUAAAGAUGAAGGUAACGAGGUGAUUGAGAUAUGGUUGAUGAAGGAAUAUGGAGACGACGAAUCUUGGAGCAAGGAGUAUGUGAUGAUCUACCAUCCUGAUUUUCCACCGGGGCCGGCUAUUUACCCCAUCAAGGUUUUCAAAGAUGGCGACAUCUUGAUGUUGUUGGAGGAGGAGUUUCUCCUCUAUUACUCCAACAACACCAAAAAUACUCAACAAGUCCAUGCAUUAGAAGCUGCUACAGGAGAUACCUAUAUUUCUGCCAUCAUUUUCACCCCAACUCUUUCCUCACUCAAAACUUUGGGUAUGGAGAAUGUAAUCUCGCUCAACUCGAUUUCAUAA